Messenger RNA from Arachis stenosperma, 663 nucleotides. RefSeq names its product LOB domain-containing protein 16-like. The record is from RefSeq and is a predicted model, not a curated record. Gene Ontology annotation, cellular component: nucleus. Bases 1 to 663 code for a protein of 220 amino acids. Lineage: Eukaryota; Viridiplantae; Streptophyta; Magnoliopsida; Fabales; Fabaceae. Gene Ontology annotation, biological process: positive regulation of DNA-templated transcription; hormone-mediated signaling pathway. The transcript is spliced from 2 exons.
AUGGCUUCUAGUAGCUCCGGGUCGCCGUGCGGGGCAUGCAAGUUCCUAAGGCGAAAGUGCGCGUCGGAUUGCGUAUUCGCGCCAUACUUCAGCUGGGAAGAAGGGGCGGCAAGAUUUGCAGCGAUCCACAAAGUGUUUGGUGCAAGCAAUGUUUCAAAGAUGCUAAUGCAGAUUCCAAGUCAUGAAAGGUGUGAGGCUGUGCUCACAAUUGCUUAUGAGGCUCAAGCUCGUAUUAGAGACCCUGUCUAUGGUUGUGUCUCUCAUAUUUUUGCCUUACAACAACAGGUAGCAUGCUUGCAAGCACAACUAAUGCAAGUGAAGGCACAGCUAGCUCAUCAAAACAUGCAGAAUCAUCAUAAUCAGUGGAACAAUAAUAAUAUUGGAGUAGGACAAACAUUAUUAUUCAAUAAUUAUAAUAAUAAUAAUAAUCAAUUUUGUCCCACUAAUAAUGAUAUUAAUUACAUGCCAUCACCCCAAAGUUGUUCACUUGAUGAGUCAAUUGAUCAAAGUAGCAUUAUUAGUGAUGGAAUAAUGAGCAUGCUGAGCACUGUGGAGGAUUUCUCAUUCCAAGCAUGUUCCAAGAGAAUAUCAUCAUCUUAUAAUGACAGUGAUUUGAGUGAGCUGCAAGAAUUGGCACUUAGGAUGAUGAGGAAUUAUAACUAG